AUGUAUGAGCGGUAUUUUGGAAUGCUUGGUAAAAGAAGAAAACGUUACAGAAGGGCACGUCAUGUACGUGGUCCUCCUUCCUUAGAGGAACCACUCCUUGCUUAUGUGGAUGACCAGGCAGAUGGUCCACAUGAAUAUACCUUAGUAAAGGAGAGAAAACCAAGAUCUGCUCCAACAAAAACGAAGAGGCCAAAAAAACAGGGCGUUGAUCGCCGUGCUGGUCAUCGUGGUGUAGGUCGCCGCAUGAUUAUUGAUAUUCAUUUAGAAGUCUUAGACGAAUGUCAAAAGGGGGAUCUGCAUUCGACGAAGGAAGACUUUUUUGAAAUUUUGGUUCAAGAAUUUAUGGGAAGCAAUUUCAUACAGGAAAAAAUGUUUCCUAAGGAUGAUGUUCCUAAGGAACAGGGAAGGAAAACUUUGUUCCUAAGGAGGAUGUUCCUAAGGAGGAUGUUCCUAAGGAACAGGUUCCAAGUUAAGAUUCCGGGUUUAGGGAAGGAUGACUUUGUUCCUAAGGAAAAUGUUCCUAAGGAAAAUGUUCCUAAGGAACAGGUUCCAAGUUAA
Messenger RNA from Plasmodium coatneyi, 558 nucleotides. RefSeq names its product SICA antigen. The coding region runs from base 1 to 558 and encodes 185 amino acids. NCBI's taxonomy places the organism in Eukaryota, Apicomplexa, Aconoidasida, Haemosporida, Plasmodiidae. The record is from RefSeq and is a predicted model, not a curated record. The transcript is spliced from 3 exons.